Messenger RNA from Pecten maximus, 4299 nucleotides. RefSeq lists its product as uncharacterized. The transcript is spliced from 11 exons. Gene Ontology annotation, biological process: photoreceptor cell maintenance; chaperone-mediated protein complex assembly. The record is from RefSeq and is a predicted model, not a curated record. Lineage: Eukaryota; Metazoa; Mollusca; Bivalvia; Pectinida; Pectinidae. Bases 36 to 3938 code for a protein of 1300 amino acids. Gene Ontology annotation, molecular function: ATP binding.
UUGAGUCCGCAACGAAACGUGCACAAUCGAAGACGAUGUCCAGUUUUCACAAAAUGACGAGUGGACCAGAAGCUACUGUCUGCCUAGCAUCAAUGUUCACAUCUUCAUUGGGAGUAAGACAUGGAUUCAAGUGUGUAGUUGAUGGUGACAAAGAACUAUUCUUGAGAUCAGCUUUCCUGGUACUGCAGAAUCUGGAUAUCGAGCAUCCUGUUGGCCAACACCUUGUCACCACCUGUCAAUCAUUUCACAAACGUCAUGGUAAUGGAGUAAAGACCCUCCUCUUUCUUAUUGGCUCCCUGAUGAAGAUGGCUGUUUCUCAGCGGGAAAAUAAUAUUCCAGUGUGUGACAUUGUGUCUGCCAUGCAAGAAGGGGUCAAACAGUGUCAGAAGGUCAUGGAAGAGGUCAGGUUGCCAAUUUCUGAUGUGAUGCAGUCAUGUGAUCAUUGUCAGUGCACACUGCCAUCACCAAAUGGUGAGAGUCAGCCAACAAUAAAGCAGGCACCAUGUGAGAUGACAGGCGGUUUCUCCACAAAAUCAGGGACCUCUUCAGCGAUUCCUUUACAUAAUGAUGACACUAUUCAGUCUACAAAAUCAGGGACCUCUGCAGCAAUUCCUUUACAUAAUGAUGACAUAAUUCAGCUUAGUCUGAAAGAGAACAUUACAGAACCUGAAGAGGAUAUUGAUUGGUUCUUUGAGGAUGACAUCAUCAUCCAUUGUCUUGACAAUGUUAAUAAUACAGAAGUUCAAGGUCAUGCUAGAAAAAGUUGUCUUGUAAACAAAAACAAAACAAAAAGUGACAAUAUGGAAAUGUUGACUGUCACACAGAAGUCCCAAUGUCACUCGGAUGAUUCUGAUUUUGAUGACUGUUUUGAUGACGUUCCAGUUGUUAACAAGUUUGACUUUGGAAAGUCUGAUUCCCAGAACACUGGGACUUCCAGGAUUCCAGUUAGUGAUACUUGGAACAGAUCAACUGCAUACUCAUUUGAUAUUUCCAAAACCAGGAAUAGUGACCUCUCAGGUCAUCUGCCACCAGGUCAAGGUCACAAAAGACAGGAAAGUAUGGCUAGCAAUAUAGAGGAUGAGUUUGAUUCCUGUUUUCAUGAGGAAUGUGAUACUAAUAAGACUAAUGUUGGCACAUGCUCCAAUGAAGAUCCAAUGAAAAUAAAAGGUCAACAGGUCAAUGGUCAAGGAAUGUUAUGUCCACCAGAUAUGGGUAAAUAUUCUUCCAGUGCUAGUGAAGCAUUAAAUAAAUCACUUGAAAUGAAAAUACAGGAUUUGUUACUGCAAAAGACUGCAGCAAAACAACAGGAGCACAAACUUGUUUAUAAUUCCAGUCGACACUUUAAAUCAGUUGAAUCAACAGUUAACUUACUUAAGCUGGGUAAAUUCAAUACAGAUGAAAAGGAUCAGUCUCUAAGUGUCAUGGCUCCUAGCAACCAAGAAUAUCUUGGUCAGCCAAUGGAACCUCAAGGUCAGUAUCUGAAGUAUCAAGAUAUCCCUAAUGAAGAUGCUGUAUUAGAUAAAAAAGAAAGUUUGCAAAGCUUGAAUAAGUCUGAUCUACCAGGUAGAAACAUGCAAGGUAUACUGGAUACAAAAACACAAGAAAAACACCACAGAGAAGGUCUGGGUAGAAAGCUUGAUGUUUUACUUGGAAAAGCAAGGUCAAAGAAAGUGUCUGGGGCAAUGCUUCAGAGUCGCCACUUUAGAGAGCUAGGACAGGGUAUAGACAAUAAUACAAACAUUCAAAGCUUGGAGACAAAGGAUCAGUUUACAAAGGAUACACUAUGUUCUAAUGGUGAGAGGCUGAGAGAUGGAAAUGAUGUGACAGGUCAAAUGUCAGAGGCCAAAAGUCAGGAUUUUGAUAUGCAAUCAGACAAGAGUUCAGAGGUCAGAAGGCAGAGACUAGGUAUGCAUUUACAACCAAGCCAGAGUAAAGAGGUAAAAAGUCAGCAACUAGGUAUGUUAACCUGUCAGAGUUCAGAGGUCAAAAGCCAGGAUCUAGAUAAUCUUGCACUACCAGGUCAGAGUUCAGAGGUCAAAACCCAGGAACUACAAAAAAAUGUAGAUAAUCUUGCACUACCAGGCCAGAGUUCAGAGGUCAAACAUUCGGAUAAAGGCUCAACGUCAGGUCACAAUGAACUGAAAUCUAUAGAAAUAACAGAUGUUGGUGUAGUCUCUGACCAUGGCUUCAUCAACAGAGACAUGGUAUGUAGCUGUGCACCUGGUGGAGAAAUCGACCAAUGGGCGGGGCUGAGGGGUGUGGCCAGGAGUGUCAGUCACCAUGACGAGGAUAUGAUGGACAUUCUAGUUGCAGCAGCUAUGUCACAAUGGAGGACAGACGGAUGCCUGGAUACAAGCCAAGCUAGACUGACAUUGGAGCUGCUGUACUGCUGUGUAACCCUGGGUCCCAUAACUACACCUAAACUUGUGUCCGGUGUUGUCAUAGCAACAGAUAUUUCCAACAUACCAUUGGUCCACCAGAACAAGAACAGACAACUCAAUACAAUAAUGCUCAAUGGUGAUAUCAAGCCCAGCUAUCAUCACAUCGGAUACAAACGUCCCUUGGAUGUUCAGAAAACAAUAACUGUCCAGGAUUUCCAUCAAGCUGAUAGGCAGUCAAGCUGGCUAAAUGAUGUAAGGGACACACUAAAAAAGUUCUCCAUAAUGUGUCUGCUUGUUCGUGGCUCAAUCUGUGAUGAGGUCAAGGUCAUAUGUGAAACACUAGGGGUGAUUACCAUAGAGAAUGUUCCAUACAAGGCAUUGCAGGUGAUGUGUACAGCCUCUGUAUCCAGCAUGACCACCUAUCUAUCUGAUACUAACAAGACCAAUGUAUGCACCAGCGUUACCUUGGAUACCUACAAUGAGAAGUGGAUGAUGGGAUACCAGGCCAACUUUGUGAAGAUUACUUGUCACAAGACGCCUGUCCAGACUUGUGUUGUCAGUCACCCUACUACUGGAGGAGGGGAUCUCAUGGAACAGGAUUUCUGGCGAUGUGGCAACAUUCUCUCUUCUCUACUCUCCUCAGGAUAUGUUCUUCCAGGAGGGGGGAGCACAGAACAGCUAUGUAGUCAGGCUUUACUAGCCAGUUGUGGUGCUGUUACUGAGGAUGAUGCCAAUGGCUACCUACCCCAUGUUUUACAAGACAUGGCGGCUGUACUACACGAAUAUUGCAUCACAGUCAACUUAAACACAGGCCAAGGUCAUAGAUAUCCUCUACCAGUGAAAGGUCAAGGUCAGACAGAUCCUCCUCAAAUCAAAGGUCAAAGUCACGAAAAUCCUACCAGCAAAUGCCAUGAUCUCUUGAAGGAUUCUUCUCCAACCAAAGGUCAAGGACACACAGAUUCUUCUCCAAUCAAAGGUCAAGGACACACAGAUUCUUCUCCAAUCAAAGGUCAAGGACACACAGAUUCUCCUCCAAAUAAAGGUCAAGGACAAACAGAUAAUCCAAAUAAAUAUCAAGGUCACACUUAUCCUAUUCCAGGCAAAGUAAAAGGUCAGUUAGAUCCUUCUUCAACCAAAGGCCAAGGUCAUAUAGAUCAUCAUCCUAUCAAAAACACAGAGACUGAUCAAAAUACCAGUAUAGGUCAAACUGUGUUUCACAAGAAUAAAGGUCAAGGUCAUGUAUACAGAGGUAAUCUGCAAUAUAUGUAUGGAGAUGAUUCAUGGCCCGAUUUCAAAAGUACAGGAGUACAUCAUAGUAACAGUGAACAACACUUUCCCAGCGAUAUGGAUAUUCAGAAUAUGAAUAUCUUGGAAAAGAACAGAUUGUCUCAUUAUAGUGAACAGCACUUUCUGGAGCAAAGAGAAAACACUUCUGUGUUAUUUGAUGACUACAAGUCCAAGAUGGCUGGUAUAGAGACAGCAUGUGACUUUGUGUCCACAGUUCUGAUGUGUGACACCUACAUUGUGACUGGGGUAUACCAGACCGACAGCCUGUGACUUUGUGUCCACAGUUCUGAUGUGUGACACCUACAUUGUGACUGGGGUAUACCAGACCGACAGCCUGUGACUUUGUGUCCACAGUUCUGAUGUGUGACACCUACAUUGUGACUGGGGUAUACCAGACCGACAGCCUGUGACUUUGUGUCCACAGUUCUGAUGUGUGACACCUACAUUGUGACUGGGGUAUACCAGACCGACAGCCUGUGACUUUGUGUCCACAGUUCUGAUGUGUGACACCUACAUUGUGACUGGGGUAUACCAGACCACCACCCCAGGUUUACAUCUAGACACUACAAAAUUUCUCCCUGGACAGUCAGGUGAUAUAAUACUUUGAUGAAUAAAAUAAUAUAAAGUUUGA